GUACCAUUGUAUCAUUGAAUGUUCCAACAUUGAAUCUCCAAGCUCCUCGUCGUCUCAAUUCACCUCAAUUGGUUAUCUGCUCACUACACAAUCGGACAAGAUGGGUGGCGGUCCUCGAGUCUCCUACCCCAAGCAUGUCUGGUCUCCGUCUGGCGGUUGGUACACCCAACCAAGCAACUGGAAGGCGAACACUGCAGCAUACUUCGGCGUCAUUAUCGCAUUAACGGCUGCGGUGUGGAAAUUAAGUGCUGAUCGCGAAUUCCGACAUAAGAUGCCAGAAGAGGGACGAUUCUUCCCUAGCCGGUACUGGAGUAAGCAAAUAAGGGAACACGAGGCAGCAAAGAAGGCAAACAAACCCCAAGAAUCAUAGAGCCGGCGCUACAGUCAAGUGUACAUAUCUCGUUAUAAGAAGGGCAAUACAAGGCGUUUGGUCAACGAUCAGAUGGGAUAUGCGCAAUGGAAUCGAUGAUCACAACUUGCAGCUCCCUGUUCAGUGGUAAAAUCUCUGGUCAAGACUUUCCGGACGACCCGGACCAAAUGAGUUAGGCAACCUAGAAGGUUACGUCUAUCCUAUGAUGGUUAAUAAUCGUAUAUUCAUAUCAUAGGAAUGAUUCGGAAUUGACAAGAUUAAUUCAAUGGACAUACUAUCACUUCGGGGUACAUAACUUUAAUCACAGAUUUUCCCGCUGUUUUUAA
Annulohypoxylon maeteangense is the source of this 696-nucleotide messenger RNA. RefSeq lists its product as uncharacterized. The coding region runs from base 101 to 370 and encodes 89 amino acids. Lineage: Eukaryota; Fungi; Ascomycota; Sordariomycetes; Xylariales; Hypoxylaceae. The record is from RefSeq and is a predicted model, not a curated record. The transcript is spliced from 4 exons.